CCAUGAUUUCCACGAAUGGAUCGCCUUUGGGACGGGCGGAACCCCACCCACCUGGUUGUAAGUUUGACUGCCUCAGACGCGUCCUGUGUACUUGAUUAUAGCGACCAACGAGCAACAGAGGCUAUAUCCGCAUGACCAAACUUCGCCUCAAACACUUCUUCUCAACCAACAACCUCCUCGACGCAUCGUCUCUCCAACAAACCGGCCCUUCCUACCUUCCAUCUGCUCCCCUCCCUCAGCGCCGGAAUCCCCGCCCACACAUCAUCCCGCGUAUCCUUCCCCAACGCCAAUACCCUGAGCCCAUUUCCCCGGCCACGCGAUCCCGUCUCCACUCCCUCAUUCCCGAUCUAGCCUCAGCGCAUCCGGGCCUCUUUGAGCUCAAGCCCAGUCAUACAGAAGGCAAGACGGCGGAUGGCUUGUAUGCGCGCGAGGAUCUGAAAACGCCGAAUUCGGUGGUCAAGGAGACGGUGGGCCUGGCCCGGGAGAUCGCGCAUGUGCAUCCCGCGGAGAAUAGCUUGCAUGUCUGGUUGAGUGAGCGGGAUGCCAAGAAUGUAAUUGAGGGAGGUUGGGGGAUGAGGUUUCCCCCGGUGGGGGGAGUGCCGCCGGGAUGGAUAUUUGUUUAUGCUCCAAGGGAUGACGGGGAGAUGGAUGUGGUGGAGAGCAUUGUAAAGGCGGCGGUGGGGUGGGUUACGGGGGUUAGAGUGUAGCUCGGAUUGGUAAGUUAGGCCCUGCUAGUGAGUUGGCUAAAUGGAUAAUUUAGACGGAAUCAUCAGUUGAUUAUGGAUUGGUACGAGGAGGACAGUCCGAUGGUUGGAGUGGCUCCUGACCCCUACCUAGAUAGCACGCUGUCCUCCAGUGCUGUAUAAGAUG
This is a messenger RNA of Aspergillus ibericus CBS 121593, 870 nucleotides long. RefSeq lists its product as uncharacterized. The transcript has a single exon. The coding region runs from base 132 to 707 and encodes 191 amino acids. NCBI's taxonomy places the organism in Eukaryota, Fungi, Ascomycota, Eurotiomycetes, Eurotiales, Aspergillaceae. The record is from RefSeq and is a predicted model, not a curated record.